Messenger RNA from Didymodactylos carnosus, 467 nucleotides. Lineage: Eukaryota; Metazoa; Rotifera; Eurotatoria; Philodinida; Philodinidae. The record is from the annotation of a GenBank genome assembly.
AACCAUGGUGGGACGCCAAACCACCUCGCCAACCAGUUAUUUCAACAAAUGUAAAUCAAACAAUUAUAUCAGAUCGGUCGAUUACACAAUCCACCUUAGAACAACAGUCACAGCCAGCUAUUGAACAAACACUAACAACAGGUAUGGUUGAUACAGAUCAACAAAAUAGUAUUAUUUGUCCAACUCAAUCAAUUGAUUGUUCAACAUCGUUCUCAUUUAUUAAACAAGAACCACGUUCUUUAUCUGAUCUCUUAUCGUCACCAUCAUCUGUUUGUUCAACAUGGCAGCCUUUGGUUUUCCAAUCUCCAAUAUCAUCCAUAUUAGGUCUAAAAGUGGCAUCAAUAAUGAACCAAGCUCGUACUGAAUCAAAGUUCCAACAAUUCUUAUCAUUAAUGUUUACAGUUGUAUGUGGAUUGCUGUUAAUAUUGUUAUUGAUUAUGUUUAAUGCUCAUUUAUUACGUGUAUAA